CUGAAACUCGACGAAGUUUGUUCUACUGACACCAAAGACUGUGAAAAUAAAUUAAAAUUUAAAAAUGGGUUUAUCACAAGGACUGAGCUUAAUUUUCGCCAUUCUCCUCGUAUUUGCCAUCAUCAGUCCCUUCAUUAACGGCCAAGUAACGUUCAGCAGAGACUGGAAUGCCGGCAAACGUUCCAUAGAUGGAGUCACGAACGAAUGCUCGACCCUCUACCGUUCAGUAGUAUCAAUGUGUAACGCUAUUUUCAAAAACAUCCAAUCCAACCGCUUACAUGGAGCCAACGAAGACAUGGAGUCACCAACUGUCUUCGGAUCCCGCAUCUAAGCAAACAAUUUCUUCUCUGCUGCAUAAAAAAAAUCGUUGACAAAAGCAACAACUGGACUGGAAUCUCAACAAAUUCAAUUAAUGUUUUAAAAAAAUCUUCUUCUUUAAUUAUGAAGCUUCAUAAAUGUAAAGAAAUCUUCUAAUAAAUGUUCUUCUAAAUAUUUAU
Messenger RNA from Culicoides brevitarsis, 497 nucleotides. RefSeq names its product adipokinetic hormone/corazonin-related peptide-like. The record is from RefSeq and is a predicted model, not a curated record. The coding region runs from base 65 to 331 and encodes 88 amino acids. The transcript is spliced from 3 exons. Gene Ontology annotation, molecular function: hormone activity. NCBI's taxonomy places the organism in Eukaryota, Metazoa, Arthropoda, Insecta, Diptera, Ceratopogonidae.